This is a messenger RNA of Rhagoletis zephyria (snowberry fruit fly), 1661 nucleotides long. RefSeq names its product U3 small nucleolar RNA-interacting protein 2-like. Gene Ontology annotation, cellular component: small-subunit processome. Gene Ontology annotation, molecular function: protein binding; U3 snoRNA binding. The record is from RefSeq and is a predicted model, not a curated record. NCBI's taxonomy places the organism in Eukaryota, Metazoa, Arthropoda, Insecta, Diptera, Tephritidae.
CGAGGUGCACGCCGAUUUAAAAUAUUUUGUGUUUUAUGAAUUAAAUAGAGCAAAACAAGUAAAGCAUUAGCAGAAAUAAUUAAAAAAUGUCUUCCUCAUUCUUUCUUAAAAAGGAACCUAAGGCGAAUAAAAAACGAAAGCUUUCAAAAGAUCCACGAGCAACUGGUGCCAAAAAAAGAAGUGACAAGAAACAGCCAACAAGCAACGCACCACCAGCACGUAAACGACCGCAGAAGGACGAUGAAGAAAUCGCCAGCGAUGAUGAGUUCGGAAGCGGCGAAGGAGAUGCCACCAAUUUGGUUUUCUCAUCAGAUGAGGUGGAAGAGGAGACACCACAAGACAAACGAUUGCGUUUAGCGAAACAAUACUUAGAAGAAAUUGAAAAACAAGAAGCGGAGCGUGUGGAAGAUCGUGAAUUACAUGACCACGUAGCACAGCGCCUACAGUCAGAGUACCUUGACAGCGUGGGGAAAUUGCGGCGGAAUAUAGCCGGCACUAUUGAAGAUUAUGAUGCAGAGAAUGUGGUUGUGCUUAAACAUAAAAAGCAACAUCUACCAAUGUGCGCGUUUGCCGUCUCACCUGAUGGUAAAUAUCUAUUUAGUGGCGCUAAAACACAAUUCGUGCUAAAAUGGAGCGUACAAGGUCAAGUAAAGCUGGAAGGGUUAUUUAACGUACAACCACACAACGAAGAUGAGAAAAGCGAUACGCAGCGUCGGUCACACGUUACGGCAAUAUGUUUAUCGACUGACAUGAAAUACUUAGCUCUGGCCGAAGGUGGUCGAAACAUACAGAUUUGGUGCCCCAAGGAUCUAACACACUUAAAAACGUUCAAGGGACACAGAGAUGUGGUUACCUCGCUCGUCUUCCGAAAGGAUACACAUGACUUGUAUUCGGGCUCAAAGGAUAGAUCAGUGAAAAUUUGGUCGCUCGACGAAAUGGCCUAUGUGGAGAGCCUAUUUGGUCAUCAGGCGCCCAUUACAGGCAUAGAUGCGCUGAGUCGUGAACGUGCAAUUACCUCAGGAGGUAUCGAUUGCUCAUUACGUAUAUGGAAAAUUACUGAGGAAUCACAACUGAUCUACAACGCGCACCAAAAUGGCAUUGAGUGUGUUAAAUUUAUAAACGAUGAAAAUUUCGUUUCCGGAGGCGAAGAUGGUUCACUCUGUCUAUGGAGCGCAUUAAAAAAGAAACCGCUCUGUACAGAAGCGCUGGCGCACGGUACCCAGAGCAAUGGAGUGCCCAACUGGAUAACGGCAGUUGCUUGUGUGGUGAAUACAGACUUAUUAGCAUCAGGUUCCUUUGAUGGUUACAUUCGUCUGUGGCAGUCCCUUGACAAUUCACGCAAACUUAAACAAAUUUUAAAAAUUCCUGUGCCAGGUUUCAUAAACGCCUUAGCGUUUAAUAGUAAUGGCACGAAAUUAUUCGCAGCCGUUGGUCAAGAGCACAAAUUAGGCCGUUGGUGGCGAAUCAAGGAGGCGAAAAACAAGAUUAUCAUCAUUGAUUUUAUUACAACUCCUAUAAAGGCUAGCUUAAUUUGAAGAAGUAACUAAACGCACUCGUAAAUUAACGCUUUUAAUUGAAUGCCUGAUUUAUUUUUAAACAAAGCGCCUGUGUUGUUCCGCAAUGAGCGUGUUAAAUAUUAAAUGUUAAAGCUAAGUUAAAAA